This is a messenger RNA of Capsaspora owczarzaki ATCC 30864, 916 nucleotides long. RefSeq names its product V-type ATPase. Gene Ontology annotation, molecular function: proton-transporting ATPase activity, rotational mechanism. Gene Ontology annotation, cellular component: proton-transporting V-type ATPase, V0 domain. Lineage: Eukaryota; Filasterea; Ministeriida; Capsasporidae. The transcript has 2 exons. The record is from RefSeq and is a predicted model, not a curated record. Gene Ontology annotation, biological process: proton transmembrane transport. Bases 56 to 547 code for a protein of 163 amino acids.
CUUCAGUCUUUGUUUUUUUUCCAAACACCAAAACACAACACAACUUAGUAGCAAAAUGUCUUCCGACAACUGCCCCGUUUACUCGAGCUUCUUUGGCGUCAUGGGUGCCACCGCCGCCAUCGUCUUCUCUGCCUUCGGCGCUGCUUACGGCACUGCCAAGUCCGGCACUGGUAUUGCUGCCAUGUCCGUCCUCCGCCCAGAGCUCAUCAUGAAGUCCAUCAUCCCCGUCGUCAUGGCUGGUAUCAUUGCCAUUUACGGCCUCGUCGUGGCUGUGCUCAUUGCCAACGGCUUCUCCGACCCCACCACCUACUCGCUCUUCAAGGGCUUCAUUGAUCUCGGCGCUGGUCUCUCCGUCGGUCUCUCUGGUCUUGCUGCUGGUUUCGCUAUUGGCAUUGUCGGUGACUCUGGUGUCCGUGGCACUGCUCAGCAGCCCAAGCUCUUCGUCGGCAUGAUUCUCAUUCUCAUUUUCGCUGAGGUCCUCGGUCUGUACGGUCUCAUCGUUGCCCUGAUUCUCAACACCAACGGCAGCAACCAGCCCGCUUGCUAAACAAUCCAAGAGCUCCCCAGAAUUGUUUCUCUGCCCCACCCCUCCCUCCGUUGUCUUGUUCGCCCGCGUUCCGCGUUCAAGAUUGUUGAUCCAACAACAAGAAUCUGAUCUAAAAGGCCCUCCUGUCGGGUGGCUUUUUUUGAUUCUCGUUUUUUGUUGUUUGUGCCAUCGGAGCGUUUGUGCCAAAAGUAUGUUUUUUUUUUCUGUGUUGUGUGGUUGCCUCUUCCAUUUUCUUUGGUGUUUUGUUGAUCAUUUGUGAGAAAAUUCGAAUAAUUGCGUCUUUUCAUUCCACCUUCUCUGCGAUUCCAUCCUUUUGCAUCGUCCAAACCACUGAAGCUACCCAAGCAUACAACUACUGUCGCAAUGCGG